Molecule: messenger RNA, 2795 nt
Organism: Entamoeba nuttalli P19
Lineage: Eukaryota; Evosea; Mastigamoebida; Endamoebidae
Product: phosphatidylinositol3-kinaseTor2, putative
Exons: 1
Biological process (GO): negative regulation of macroautophagy; TOR signaling; protein phosphorylation
Cellular component (GO): TORC1 complex; nucleus; TORC2 complex
Molecular function (GO): protein serine/threonine kinase activity
Source: RefSeq, a predicted model, not a curated record
AUGAAUCAGAAUAAAAUAAUAGAAAGUUUACUUAAAGGAUUAUAUGAUAGAAAUAUUAAUGCCAGAACAGAGUCACAAAAAGCAUUAAGUAUAUUAUUUAAUUUAUUUACAUCAAAAGAAUCAAAUAAUUUUGAUCCCGAAGCAUUAUAUAAACAAGCAGUAGUAUAUUUAAAGCAAACGAAUUCAGCAGAUCUUCAACAUGGAGCAUUAUUAUUAAUGGUAAGUUUAUUAAGAAAUUGUAAAGAAUAUAUGAAGCCUAAAUAUAAUGAAGUAUUACAAAUGUUUUUAAAUGUAAAAGAACAUAAAUCUAUGGUUAUUAGAAAAACUGUUAUUACAUCAUUACCAUAUUUUGCACAAUUUGAUUGUGAUUCAUUUGCACCAAAAAAUGAAGAAGUUAUAGAAAGUUUUCAAAAAGAUAGAAAAAGUAUUGCAGAUUUUGCACAAUUUGAACAUGAUGAAUUAACAAAAAUUAAAUGUGCAGAACCAUUUAAUGGAAUAAUGAAUUAUUUAAUUAAUUCAAUCAAAUCAUUUAGUGAUAAAAGUAUUGUAUUUACAGUUAUUGGAGAUAUUACACGAGAAAUUAAAUAUGAAAUGUAUGCAUUUGUAGAACAAGUAUAUGUAAAAAUGAGAGAAAUUAUUAAUUCUAAAGAAAAAAAAGCAGAAAUAUUAAAUUCAAUAAUGUAUUGUAUGGAACAAUUUAUUAUCAAUAUUCCAGUACCACGAGUAUUUGCAUUAAUUCAUAAAACAUUUCCAACAUUAUUAGAAUUAGGAUUAUCAACACCAUUAGUGUCAUUAAUUAAUCAAAGUUGUACUAUAUAUAAUAAUCCUACAUAUCGUCUUCAAACACAAAAAUUAUUAUUAGAUGUUAUUUGUGGUGUGUUAUUAGGAAAAGCAUUUAUUCCAUUUGGUGCACCUGAACAUUUAAAAAUGUUUAAUAGAACUAUUGUACCAACAGUAGAAGGAGAUGAUCAAAUCAUAUUAGCACUUAAUACAUUACAUUCAUUUAAAUUUAAACAUAAUAUUGUACCAGUUGUUAAAGAAUGUAUAAUGAAAUAUAUAGAUAAUGAAACAAAGAAAAUACGUCAAGAAGCUGCAAUGUUAACACAAGUACUUCUUCCACCAAUUGAUACAACAAAAAAAUUUAUUUCUACACUUGAUGUUACAGAAGUAUUAGAGAAAUUACUUGAUCAUGGAUUAAGUGAUCCAGAAAGUGACAUUAGAAUAGCAAUAAUGAAAUUAUUAGAUGAACGAUUUGAUAGUUUUCUUGCACAAUCAAGAAAUGUUCAAACACUUUUUGUUGUUUUAAAUGAUGAGAAUUUACAAGUUAGAGAAUAUGCUAUUAAAAUUAUAGGAAGAUUAACACAUUAUAAUCCUGCAUUUGUUAUGCCAUUAUUUAGAAAAACUAUUAUUCGGUUAUUAACACAAUUACAAUUUAUUAAUGAUUUGAAGACAGAUGAACAAGUAACAUUGUUAAUGGGUCAAUUAGUCAAAUCAUCAGGGAAAUUAACUAAGCCAUAUGUUGAACCAUUAUUAAAUAGUUUAUUACCAAAAUUAGAAGAAGCAAUAAAUAAAUCACAUAGUACAAUAUGUAUUUAUAUAUUAAAUACAAUUGGAGAUUUAACAACAAUUGGAAGUGAUAGUAGUCAAUAUACACAAGGAUUAAUGAAGUGUAUAAUUAGUGUAUUACAAGAUAAAGGAAAUUCACAAAAGAAAAGUCUUAGAAGAGAGUCAGCAUUAAUUGCAUUAGGAAAGUUAGUAAGAAGUAUUGGAUAUGUUGUACAACCAUAUUAUGAUUAUCCUGAAUUACUUGGAUUAUUAAUUGAACUUGCUAGUAAUGAAAGAAAUCAAGACAUUAAAAUAGAAUUAAUAAAAGUAUUUGGAAUUAUUGGAGCAAUUGAUCCAUAUAAAUAUAAAUUAUUAACAGAAACAGAAGGAGCAAACCAAAAUGAUGAUGCUGAAACAGUAGAAUCAUUAUUACCUAUUUCACAAGCAGGAACAGAAGAAUUUUAUGCAAUGACAGUAAUUGGAUUAUUACUUAAUAUUUUAAGAGAUAAUAAUCUUGUUUCUGGACAUGAACAAACAGUAAAAACAUUUGUUAAAGUUAUUUGUUAUUUAAAUAGAAAAACAUUACCAUAUAUUCCACAAAUAUUAUCAUUAUAUUUAAAAUUAUUUAAAACAUGUACUAUUAGUGUAAGACCAGCAUUAAUUAAAGGAUUAGCUGAUAUUAUGUAUCUUAUAGAAAAAAAUAUUAGAGAAUAUCUUCCAGAAAUAUUUACAUUAAUUCAAGAAUGUUGGGAUGAUACUACAGUAUUACCAAUAUUACAAUUAGUAUGUGAAAUUGCUAAAGUUAUGCAUGAUGAAUUUAAACAAUAUAUGCCUCAAAUGCUUUCAUUAAUUAUAUCAGAAUUAAAUAAAUAUGUAUUUGAACAAAAUAGUUUAGUAUUUGAAAAAAUUAUUAAUUCUAUUGUUGUAUUAGCUGAACAUAUUGACUUUGAAGAUUAUCUUCAUUUAGUUAUUCCAAGUAUUAGUGAUCUUGUUAAUGAACAAGUCCAUUGGAGUAUUGUUCUUCCUACAUUAAAAGCUUUAUAUAAAUUUUUACAAUAUGUUAAUGCAGAAGAGUUUAUUAGUAGGUUAGUUCUUCCAUUAACUAGACUAUUACAAAAUGAAAUAUUAAGAGAUGCAACUAUGGAUGUAUUUUGUAGUAUAGCAGAUGGUCUUGGUAAAAGAUUUUUAGUUUAUGCUCCAACAAUUAAAUUUGCAUUAAAUAAAUAUUGUCCAAAAUAUAAUAAUCAACG